CACACCGCCCCGCGCGCUGGAAAGGCACUCAGAACUGGUGGUUAAGCAGACGCGACUCGGCUGUCAGUGAGCGUUUAGUGGAGCCAUCGGGACUAGAGCUUUUUCUUUUUCACAACGGUGCUUUGUAUUUUUACCUUUUCAUUUUUUUAAAGUUAGUUUUUAUUUUUUGUUGGUCUAUAAAAUUUUAGCAUGGCUGUUACGGAGGCUCCGUGUGACUUAUCCUAUUGCAAGAUGAGGGGAAUUGUAUCUGUUCUCACUGCUUUCAUCAAGGAGAGGAAAAUUGGACUUAACGACUUUAUAUCCAGGCUGGUGUCAAAUCCAAAUAUUUGUCAACACUCUGAAGUUGACUUCCUCCAGAUCGAUGAGAACCAGAAUGAAGAGCUGGAUGAUGAUGAACUCCUAAAUCCGAUGUUCCGGACCUCUCCAAGAAGUUCACUAGCUGAGGAACUGGCAGUCAAACCGUGUCAUUUUGACUACCUGAAAAUCAUUGGCAAAGGAAGUUUUGGAAAGGUUCUGCUGGCUCGGCACCGGGAGACCAACAAAUACUACGCUGUCAAGGUUUUACAGAAGAAGAUCAUACUGAAGAAGAAAGAGCAAAAACAUAUCAUGGCGGAGCGAAGUGUGCUGAUGAAGAACAUCAAACAUCCAUUCCUCGUGGGGCUGCAUUAUUCCUUCCAGACCACCGACAAGCUUUACUUUGUGCUUGACUAUGUCAAUGGAGGGGAACUUUUCUACCACCUCCAGAGAGAGAGAGUGUUUCUAGAACCCAGGGCCAGGUUCUACGCAGCGGAGAUUGCCAGCGCCCUGGGAUACCUCCACUCUCUUCAUAUCGUUUAUAGAGAUCUGAAGCCUGAAAAUAUCCUUCUGGACUCAGCGGGCCACAUCGUCCUGACUGACUUUGGGCUGUGCAAAGAGGGCCUGACGCCCACGGGUACCACCACGACCUUCUGUGGAACCCCGGAGUACCUGGCCCCCGAGGUGCUGCAGAAGCAGGCAUACGACCGCACGGUGGACUGGUGGUGCCUGGGGUCGGUUCUCUACGAGAUGCUGUAUGGCCUGCCCCCCUUUUACAGUCGCAACACAGCUGAGAUGUACAACAACAUUCUGAACAAGCCUCUGAUACUGAAGCCCAACGUUUCCAACGCCGGCAGGGAACUGUUGGAGGGGCUCCUGCAAAAGGAUUGCACCAAGAGGCUGGGAGUGAAAGACGAUUUUAUGGAGCUGAAGUGCCACGCCUUCUUUUCUCCCAUCAACUGGGAUGACCUAAUGGCCAGGAAGGUCACGCCCCCGUACGUUCCAUCAGUGACUGGGCCCACAGACCUCAGACACUUUGACCCAGAGUUCACGCACCUCCCUGUGACCUCGUCCCUGUGCAACACAGACGGCUUGAUGGUGACCAGUAGCAUCAGAGAGGCCGCUGGAGCUUUCCCAGGCUUCUCUUAUGGACCAGCUGACGGCUUCCUGUGAAGGGGCCCUCCGUCCACCUCGAUCCUCAACCGGCCACGGACGAGAGGGAGAACAGGAACAGACGAAGACGCAGAGACACAUCGCUCCGGACAGACAGGGACCGCGCGCCGUCAAUGAGACCCCCUAGGACGUUCGCAUGGCCCGUAGGGCUCCAGACCUGCCUUAGAGGGUCUGUCUCUCGGGGUCAUGUGGGGUUCUUGCAUGUGGGCUGUAGAUUGCAUGCGGGUCUCCAAUCUUCCACCCCCCUCGACAACCCCACCCACCCCGAAACCGAUGCAAAGUGUGCCGUUGGCGGUGAAACUGACAUUUUGUACCAAGGAAAGGACUUUUCUCUGGAACCGUGGUGGACAACAACGGCUUCUGGGAUAACAGUGAAGUGCCUAACGGCCGGGACACUGGUGAACUGUGCCAGACCGGCCCGGAGAGGCGCCAAACGCUGCUGCAUCGCGCACAGAGUGGCUGCCCUGUCUGUUUGGACUGAGGCGCUGGCCACACAGGGCCACGGCUUCCUGAUCUUUCUGCGUACGAUUAAGAUUUACACGUCUGUUCCUGUUUCAUGUUAAUCCUCGACUGUACCGGAUUGCAUAGCUUAUUUAAUCCUCUGAUCGGUCUCUUGGUCAGCUGUUCACGCUGAAAUAUCAUGUCUCAAAUACGUAGGAAAAUGUCAGACUCGUCUAGAAUGGCCCGAAUAUGUGACUGGUACCGUUUGCACCACAUUCUGGUAGCCAAUUAUUCCGACGUACGCACAAUGUUGGCACAAAAGAAUGGCAAUUUCUAAAAACAUACAUAGAAUAUUUUAUGUUGCAAUUAAUCUGCAUUGUCACGUCAUGGUUUAUUAAGGUAGUCUUCACCUGACCAAACAGUUCAUUGGUUUACUGCUAUACUGUAUGUCAGUUUAAGCUUUUUUACAAAUUUUACAAAAUAAUUUUACAAGAGUACAGUUCUUCCGUCAAAAUACAUUGUUCUCUUGCAUCUUUGACAAAUUCUUACAACAAUAUAUUAGCAAGCGAUCAACGUUUUAAACUAUAUGUCUAAAAAGAAAUGUAUGCUCCUAUGUGGAAAAAAAGUAUGUCUUAUUUUUUUACUUUUGUCUUUCUUCUAAUACCUGCACUUUAACACAUUGACCUGCCCUUCGCUCAUGACACUGUCAGCAAUUGUUAGUAGACAUAUUCAUAUAUUUUUUAUCAUGAAUACAGAAAAGGGGGUAUUCAGUUUGACCAGCAAUAAUGGGUCAUCUACAGUAAUAGCACAUAUAUCAAUUUUUUUUUACUAUUGCUAGUAAAAUAGAUUGCUGUUUUGCUGGCAAAACGCUCUACAGGAUACAUUGCAUUGUUAUGUCCAUUUGUAUUGUGUACAGAAACCCUCCUAAAUUGUUAGGAAGGAACUGUACAUUUCUUUGAUUUUGUACAGUUGUGCCUGUGUGUCCCGGCCAUGUUAGAACAGCCAUUUUAGAACAGCCAUGUUAGAACGGCCAUGUUAGAACGGCCAUGUUAGAACGGCCUGAUCCACAUGUGUCCAUGUGUUUCCUCCCUAUUGUCCUCAUGAUCUUGACGAUGACAAAGGUUGUGCAGUUGCAAUGACCACAGCUUAGACUGAAAGUUCCCUUUGACAGUGCUAUGGCCAUUCAUUUAAUAAUGGUACAGAAUAGUGCAAUAACACUGAAGGCUUGGCAUGAUAUCGUCUUAUUUCAUGUUUUGUUUUUAAUUAGUCUUUAUGCUAUGAGAAAUUAUCCUAUAAACUUAUUGAGAUUCAGGGAGGACGAAAGUGUUCACCAGGUGCCAAUAGUAAAAAAAAAAAAUAUAUAUAUAAACAUUUUUCACUGAUUAGAUUUUAUUUGGCCUUAAACAAUAAGUAUGAUAACAUUGUAAUGGCUCAGAAAAAAAAAUUCUUAGAGGAAAAUCCCCUAAGAUAUACAUUUCAGAAAAAUAAAUGUCAUAUUUUGUAAGUUGAUAAAGGACUAACACUUCAUGUGAUUGGUCACGUGACCUUUCUUGAUCCUGCCGAGUCUGAAAAUGUUGCCCUAAACAGACAUGUUGACUCCACAAUGAGUGUCCACAAACCAUUCCAUGGUACCUCUUUCUUAUUGUAGAAAAUGACAAACAAACACAACGUAAUAAAGAUUUUCUUCCAUAUUUGGAAGCUUUACGUA
Messenger RNA from Esox lucius (northern pike), 3616 nucleotides. RefSeq names its product STKc_SGK domain-containing protein. The transcript has 9 exons. The coding region runs from base 190 to 1467 and encodes 425 amino acids. Gene Ontology annotation, biological process: protein phosphorylation. Lineage: Eukaryota; Metazoa; Chordata; Actinopteri; Esociformes; Esocidae. The record is from RefSeq and is a predicted model, not a curated record. Gene Ontology annotation, molecular function: ATP binding; protein serine/threonine kinase activity.